CAACCCAUUCAAAAUCAUGUCAACUUCCACAACCAUCUUCAUCACCCUAAUCCUCGCGGUGCUGACGCUGUUCACGACCACCAACACAGCAGAAGGUGCUCGCACUUUCCUCGUCUUCGGAGACUCACUAGUUGACAGUGGCAACAACAAUUACCUCCCAACCACCGCACGCGCCGACUCUCCUCCCUACGGCAUCGACUACCCCACCCACCGCCCCACCGGUCGCUUCUCCAACGGCUUCAACCUCCCCGACCUAAUCAGCCAGCAUAUAGGAUCCGAACCAACGUUACCAUACUUGAGCCCUCAAUUAACCGGACAGAGGCUCUUGAUUGGGGCUAAUUUCGCUUCCGCAGGGAUAGGAAUCCUUAACGACACCGGUUUUCAAUUCGUGGGGAUAUUGAGAAUGUUUCAGCAGUUUGCGCUAUUCCAGCAGUACCAGGGGCGGUUGAGUGCGGAGGUGGGGGCGGCGCAGGCGCAGCGCGUGGUGAAUGGAGCGCUGGUGCUGAUGACGCUUGGCGGCAACGACUUCGUUAACAACUAUUUUCUGACUCCUGUGUCAGCCAGGUCUCGCCAAUUCACUGUCCCUCAGUACUGCCGAUACCUAAUCUCUGAGUAUCGAAAAAUUCUUAUGAGGUUGUAUGAGUUGGGAGGUAGAAGGGUGCUUGUGACUGGAACUGGUCCAUUGGGUUGUGUUCCUGCUCAGCUUGCUACCAGAAGUAGGAACGGAGAGUGUGUAGCUGAGUUACAACAAGCUGUUCAAAUUUUCAACCCACUGUUGGUUCAAAUGACCAGAGAUCUCAACUCUCAACUUGGCUCUGACGUUUUCGUUGCUGUCAAUGCCUUCCAAAUGAACAUGAACUUCAUCACCAACCCUCAAAGAUUUGGUUUUGUUACAUCAAAGAUAGCGUGUUGCGGUCAAGGUCGUUUCAAUGGGAUAGGAUUGUGCACUGUAGCGUCAAACUUGUGUCCAAAUCGUGACACGUAUGCAUUUUGGGAUCCUUAUCACCCAUCUGAACGUGCUCUAGGUUUCAUUGUGAGAGAUAUCUUCAGCGGAACUUCUGACAUUAUGACUCCAAUGAACCUUACAACCAUCAUGGCCAUCGACUCCAACCUCUAUUAAUUAAUUUACUUAUUUCAUCCACUGUCACCAAGUGAGGCAAAAGCUUCAUUAUCAUUAUAAUUCUAUUGAAUGUGCCUGUAGUGUGCUAUUUGUGUUUUCUAUUUUGGUGUAUUUGCAAUGCAACAUCACUUCUAGAGUUAGUGGAAUGAAUGAGGUUUUCAAUGUAAGUUAUUUUUAAAAUCUACGACUAAAUUUUCAAGAAUUUAUG
Vigna unguiculata (cowpea) is the source of this 1328-nucleotide messenger RNA. Its product is annotated as GDSL-like Lipase/Acylhydrolase superfamily protein. Gene Ontology annotation, molecular function: hydrolase activity, acting on ester bonds. The record is from RefSeq and is a predicted model, not a curated record. NCBI's taxonomy places the organism in Eukaryota, Viridiplantae, Streptophyta, Magnoliopsida, Fabales, Fabaceae.